Molecule: messenger RNA, 9404 nt
Organism: Tachyglossus aculeatus (Australian echidna)
Lineage: Eukaryota; Metazoa; Chordata; Mammalia; Monotremata; Tachyglossidae
Gene: QSER1
Product: glutamine and serine rich 1
Exons: 13
Coding region: 233-5446 (1737 amino acids)
Source: RefSeq, a predicted model, not a curated record
GGGCCCCGCGCCCAACGGACCCGCCACGAGCGGCAGCCUCAAAGCCAGUUUAAGCUAUGGAGGAGGAGGAGGACAACCAUCCCAUUCUGAAGCGGACAUCCUUCACAGACAGACAUUUGCUGCUUCUCAUCAGCUUCCUGGAUAUUCCUCCACACAUCAUCCAACUGGUCUUUCUGGAAUCUUUGAUACCAGCAUAAACAGUGCUGGCUCCAACACUAAAGAAUCUUCAGUGAUGAAUUUUCUCUCCUCAAUUGAAACCCGUACUACUCAGGCUGUUUCUUCAGGAACGACCCUUUUACCACAGUUCAGGGCUCCAGCAUGGCAGACAGGUAUGCAUUCCUCAACAGCAACUGAGCUGUUUGUUACUGGAGCUCUGCCAGCCUCUGGAACAUUUCCACCGACAUCUGCUCUUUCCGCUUAUCAGCAUCCCAACACCUUCAGUAGCAGAAACUUUGCGACUGCCCCAUCUCUGACUCUUCAAGAAUCAACUUUCAGUGCUACGUCAAAUGGUCUCCUAAAUUCUCACGACCCUUUGCUGCAACUCAAGACUGCCCCGGCCACGGUUCCAACUGCCCUGGCCUUUGAGCGCCUGGGCAGUUCGGUGUUAAGUACCAGCAUGCCCCCUCAGUCUUCAACUUACCGUUCUGCUCAAGAAUCUGCACCCCAUCUCUUGCAACCUCAAUUCAGUUUGUUGCCUUCAGCACUUGGGGGAGCUCAGCCAGCUUCUCAAGCUUAUAGCACAUCUGUCUUUACUGGUUCCAGUGUAUCCAUUGAAAGAGCACUUCUGCGAGAAUGUAGUGUGAUCAAACACCAUCAGCGGCCUUCAAGUACUCAGUCUGUGCAGGCACAACUGACUGGUUCACAGCAUUCCUUACACAGUUAUUUACCAAGUACGAACGUGGUUAACUUUCAGGAUACAACCAGGCAGUCGACAUUACCUUGCAGCCCCAUUGGAGAUGUUACUCAGGUGAGCAACGGAGGAUCACAACAGAAGACUUCCCAGGUCUCCGUGGAUCUUGCUCUGUCUUACUCGUCGGCAAUUCCGUCCCCUGGCUACACUCCAGCUUCUGUUGCAAAAGCCAAGAACUGUUCCACAAAGCAGCCACCGAGGUCCACAAAGACACCCAAACCUCAAAGUGUAAUCCCCCCGGUGCCGACACAGAGCUAUUCCAAAUCUCUACACAACCAGAGUUCAGUCAUAUCAGGCCAAACACAAAUCUAUUCUACAGCGCAGCUACCAAGUCUUCUGUCAGUCAGUCAAUCCCAAAAUUACGCUUCAACCCAAUCCCACAAUGUGCCAUCCAUUGUUCACUCACAGGUUUACAAGUCCAGCAAGGUUGAGAAAUUGCCCUCAUUGUAUAAGACACUGACUUUUUCUGGGCCGUCACAAACAAUAACGUCUGAAAGUCAGACACUAAGUUAUUCUUCGGAUCAGCAUCAGGUGUUAAGUUCAGUUCCAAAUGAGAACUAUUCUGGUCAAGCAAGAGAUCUGUCUUCAGUUAGCCAAUCUCAAAGUUAUUCUUCCAGUCACUCUCAGGGUUUAUCUCCAGCUAGCCAGUCACAGGUUAGUUAUUCAUCUCAGUCACAAGCUUUGUCUGCUGUCAGUCCAUCAGAAAGUUACACUGCAGGGCAGUCUCUAACAUUAACGUCAUCUUCUCUUCCAUUUUCUUCCACCUCCCGGGUUCAGAGUUUGUCAGCUUCAAGCCCAUCCCCAAAUUAUAUUUCUAUGCACUCUUCCCAAAAUCCUCCGACACAGGAAUCCUCUUCUCCGCAGUCUCAAAAGUUUUUACCAACAGGCCAGGCUCCUUUUGCGUCCUCUGCCCAUUCGCAAACCUUACAGAGCAAUAGGCCUUCCUCAGAGACCAAAUUGUACACUAAAAGGAAAUCUGACUCUAACCUGUAUGCAUCCUCAAAGCAAGAAGAUGAAUUUCCCAUGCAAGAAUUACAGGUUUUACAGCAGCAAGCAUCUCUUGCCUCCUCAACCCAAAGGCUUCCUGAUGGGGAAAUGAAUGCUCAAGAUUCGGCCUACCGGGUCUCGAAGGCAGAUGAAAGAUACUCUCAGAGCGUAAUCCGAAGUAACUCUAGACUUGAGGAUCAGGUUUCUGGGAUUACGCUCCAAGGGGCAAAAAAAGAUGAAAGAAUGGUUAGCUCAGUGACCCACCUUCCUCAGCAAAUUGGCCAGAUCAGUAAUGUAGCAAGCCAUGAUAUGAAAAAGACAUCAAAUGUAAUGCCGACAUCACAAGUGAGCGUAAAUGCAAAAGAACUUAACCAACCGCAUCCUCUAAUGCAUAAAAUUCAGGAAAACAAGGUCCAAGAACAGCCCAGCCAAGUUAUUAAUGCCCCUCCACAAGUUCAAAUUCAGUCCCAAGCUUUGAGGCAAGGCCACCAAGUAUGUUUGCCUAGCACGCAGGUACUUCUAGAGUCCGCGUGUGAUCUACAGAUUCUACAGCAGUCGAUACUGCAGGCGGGUUUGGGACAGGUAAAGACCUCUCCCGCAGUUCAGCGCAUUCAGCCUCCUCAGCAGAUAACACACCCGUUUCUUCAGAUGGAUGGUCACAUUAUUCAAAGCAAUGGGGGCCCUCCGCCGCAACAACUUCAUCCUCAGAACUCUGAAAUUUUGAAAAUGGACGUCUCAGAAUCCUCAAAGCCUUUACAGCAGCAUCUGGUAACGAAAGACCAUUUCAGUCAACCAAGUCAGCACAAUUCGAAAAAUCAGUUUGCUCCCCUGGGCUCGAUAUGUUUUCCAGAAUCGAUGCUUCUCGGUGAUGAAAGAAACAUUCUGUCAAAUGUCGAUGAUAUCUUAGCAGCCACAGCAGUGGCCUGUGGGGUUACACCCUCCGAUUUUGCCAAAUCAGCUUCGAGUGAGGCAAUUCAAGCUGUUGAAAAUGGCGACGAGUCCAAAUCCCAAUUCCAGCCGAUUGACGUUAGGCAUGUGGCAGCAAACUUCAACUCCCUAGCAACUGUAGCCGGAAAGCCACAGGACGUAAAUGAUAUCUCCUUAAAUGGAGGCCAAAUCACCUUAAAUCUGUCAUCAGUUCCCUCUAUACAAUCAAAGAAUAUGAGCCUCGAUCAAAAACAUAUUGAAACUCCCGAGCAAAAUCCCCCCACUGGAGUGGCCUCUCCGGCAAUUGGCUCCAGUCAUGAGGAGCAAGAGCCGAGUUCUGGCCCAAUCAGGAAACAGCCUAGCAGCACAAGUCAAGAAUCCGAAGAAGACAAUGAUGUUCCUGUCGACGGGGUGUUAAAUCAUAUCAGAGAUUCGGAGUUUGUCUCCAGUGGUAAAAGUCUGAGUGGAGAAAGCGCCACGUCAGAUAGCGACUUCACCACGGGCGGUGAGGAUGGUUCGACUGCAGGGAGCCAAGCGAAAGCCUCGCUCGCCCCGCUGGCCGUCUCCCAGCCAGGAGAAGCGGUCAGUGUCAAGACCGAGGAGGAGAACCAAGAGUUGAUGCAAGGCAACCUUCAGAAGAAGAAAGGUAAAGGAAAAGGGCCAAUGAAGGAGGAGGAAAUUGGAGCUCUGAAACAGCUAAAAAGGACUGCGCCGGCCAAGCGUCAGAGUACUAAGGGAACAGAUCUAAGCAUACCAUAUUCUCCUGUUCCAGAGAACUGUUACGACGGGUAUCAGCAUCAGGAAAAGAUGAGACAAAAGAUCAAAGAAGUAGAGGAAAAGCAGCCCGAAGUGAAAACGGGAUUCAUUGGCUCUUUUUUAGACUUUUUGAAAUCUGGACCCAAGCAACAGUUUUCGGCUCCCGCCGUGCGAAUGCCUAACCGGACCAGGCGGCCGGGUACCCAGGCCGCUCGCACCCCUUGUCCUCAGCCUCUUGUAAAGCCUCCGUCGUCGACACCGUUAGGGUCUGAGGCUGGGGCCACCAGCCCUUCCAAAAAAGCCGAUGAAGAACUGAAAAGGAAUUUGGAAGCCCUACCUUCGUUUUCUUCGGAUGAAGACGAUUCUGGAGGAUGUAACCAGGACCUUCAAAAAAGCAUCACCACUGCUCUGUCAGCCCUGGAUGAUACUUCUGAUAAAAAGAACAAGCCAGUUGCAGAAGCUGCCAAGGUGGUGGCUGCUAGCACAACUUCCAUUCCACCUGCUACCACUGCUGCUUCCACCAACGCUGCGGUUAAGCAAGACUCUCUACACACUACUUCCCCUGCAAUAAAUGUUCAGGAAAAAAUAAGCUCUCCAGAACCCUCAAAGCUAGCCAAUCUUGAUCGUGUUCCUUUAGACCAGUUAGCAAAGGCACAGGAAGCUGUUGCAAUAGAAGGCUGUACAGACGAGGAGAAUACAGACAGUGGAGGAGAAGGCAUGUACAGAGAACGUGAUGAAUUUGUGGUGAAAAUAGAAGAUAUAAAUAUCCUCAAGAUGGCUCUACAAGCAGGAAAAGAACCGCCAGCAAUCUGGAAAGUGCAAAAGGCUUUGCUACAAAAAUUUGUCCCCGAAAUUCGAGCUGGGCAAAGAGAAUUUGCUGCUACUAAUAGUUACCUUGGAUAUUUUGGAGAUGCAAAAAGUAAAUACAAACGGGUGUAUGUGAAGUUUAUAGAAAACACAAACAAAAAGGAAUAUGUGAGAGUGUGUUCCAAAAAGCCAAGAAGUAAGCCUGUGCAGACAACAAGAACUGUUCAUUCCAAGCCAAGCAGUAGCAAUAAGGCUCCUGAUCCUCCAACACCAAAAACCACAACAACAAAAGUCUCUUCUGUGAAACCCAAAGUUAAACAGCCAAAGACAAAGGCUGAACCACCACCAAAGAAACGGAAAAAAUGGAAAGAAGAAUUUUCCUCUUCCCAAUCCGAUUCAUCUCCCGAGGUCCAUUCUAGUAGUAGUGAUGAUGAAUUUGAUCCUCCAGCUCCUUUUGUCACACGUUUUUUGAACACAAGAGCUAUGAAGGAGACUUUUAAGAGCUAUAUGGAAUUGCUUGUUAGCAUUGCCUUAGAUCCUGAUACAAUGCAAGCCUUGGAAAAGAGCAAUGAUGAACUACUUUUGCCUCACAUGAAAAAAAUUGAUGGCAUGCUGAAUGACAACAGGAAAAGGCUUCUUUCUAAGUUACAUUUGGAUCAAUCAUUAAAGACUGCUUUGGAAAGUUUUCCUGAACUGACAGUAAUUACCCGUGAAUCUAAAGCAAAGAAUGGGGGAUCUGCAAUUCCUAAAAUCAAAGUGAAUGGCAAAACUUAUAACAAAAAAACCUUGAGGACUUCAAAAGCAACUACUAAAUCAGCACAGGAGUUUGCCGUAGAUCCAGAAAAAAUACAGAUGUAUUCAUUAUAUCAUUCACUCCAUCAUUACAAGUACCACAUUUAUCUGAUCUGUAAAGAGGAGAUUUCUUCUGUGCAGAAAAAAAAUGAAGAUCUAGGACAGGAAGAGAUUGUACAGCUCUGUAUGAAAAACAUAAAAUGGGUGGAAGACCUUUUUGAAAAGUUUGGUGAACUAUUAAAUCAUGUGCAACAAAAGUGCUCAUGAAAACAUUUUCCCCAGUGAUUUUUUUUCUACAGCACUCAUGUGAUAAAGAAAACAAAAUAGAGAGAAGGACCCCAAUUCCAGAGGAAGCCAGACCAACAUCUUGUUUGCUCUAGAUGAGCUUCUCUUGCGGAAGUUGUGCUGUGACCUGUGCUAUGGGAGAGUGAUCCUGCCAAGGAACUUUGUCCUUUGCAGAUGGACUUGUUACCACAUUUUUAAUCCGAGGAAUGAUUUUUCUAUUUUGUAAACUGUUGAGUAACUUAGUUAUUUUCAGAAAUGGUUUUUGACAAAUGAUACAGCAUGCACUAAGUAUAAUUUUCUUUAUUACUAUAGAGAUAACACUUAAAUACCUUGAUUUUUUUUUUUCUGCCUCUGGCUAAACACCAGAAAGAAUAACGAGGGUAGAGGUAAGCAGAUAUUUGCAUUUAUGUCUGGCCAUCAAAUCAAGAGUAUUGUACAUUUUGUAAACAGAGCUGGUGUGCCGUCACAUUCUGUAAAAGAAUAUUGCCAUCUUAAAAUUCAGAAAUUUACAUUCUGCUUUAUGGACUCCUUUUACUAUUAACAUGUUCAGGAAACUGGAUGUGGAAUUGGUGCAAUCCUAUGACUGCUUUUUGUGUCAAAUUAUAUUGUAAUGAGAAAAACAAUGACCUAUUUUCCCUGUUUUGAAAAAAGUAUUUUCCUUUAUACUGUGUUUUUUCUUUGGAAAAAAAUUCACUUGUACAUUUUAUCUUGCUAAUAGUUGUAUUUUUCACAGAGAAAAUAUUGUGGUUAAAAUUAUGUUUCAUGUAUCUUUGUAAUACACUUUUCAUCGUUUUCAGUCAACCCUUUUCAUUUCUAUGUUGAUUUCCCAUAUAUCUUGAGAUAACCAUUUGUCUAUACAGGUUUGCGUCAGUGUUAACCAGUAUACGCAUUCAGUACUAGAUUAGUUUUGCUUAAUAGGUGUAGUUGUGUUAGACACUGCAGUUAUUUUCUGAUACACGAAAAUAAAUUUCUUACUAAACUAGCACUUGAUUAACUGAUUUGUUAAAAGGGGAAGUAACUACAGUUUUACUUUCUGGAUAACAAAGCUUGACGAUUGAGUAGCUUGUGUGCAGUGUUGAACACAGCUUACAUUAACUCUUAGAACUGGAAGUGGUGGAUGACUUCUCUCCUUUGGUGCCUUGCCAACCUUGAUCCAUGCUUUCGGUGCUUUCCUUUGUUUCCUAACAGCUGGCAGUCCAAGUCGUUCUGCUCAGACGGUGAAUGUACUAGGUUCUACCCAAUAGUGUGUUUUAUUUACAUUUGCCAACAAGAUGCCUUAUUUGUUUGGGGAAAAAAAGACUUUCUAGAGUCCUUCAAAAAUACCCUUUUUUAGGAUCUCAAUGGAAUUGUCAACUGUCAUGCUUUUGUUUGUCAUUUUAACCACCAUUCAGUGCCUUAAUUCUAGUCAAGAAAGCAGUGUUAAUGCUCAAUGCCCAAAUAAGACAUGCUUGUGUGGAUAUUGCCAAUGUCUUCAUUUUGAGUUAAUGGCCUAAUUUGUUAUGUAAAGCUUCAUUAAGCGUGGUGAAGAGGUGAAUAAGGUAAUGAAUAAUCAUAUCGAGUGGAAAACAUUGAGGGAAAACAUUCAACCCUGUGUACCCAGUGCUUAGGACAGUGCUUGACACAUAGUAAGUGGUUAACGGAUGCCAUUAAGAAAAAAAUAUUUGGGUCUGAGUGGAGGUAGUAAACUUGUUUCUGAUGGUUAUCUUGUCAAAAGCAAUAAUUCUUUAAUGCUUGUACACAUUAUUAGGCACAAGAUACUUAACCGUGGAAGUUUUAUAGCCAGGUAAUGUUCCCCCCUUUUAAGCUUCUUAAUACUUGCUCAGGUAGCUUCCUACCCUGAGGAUAGUACACUGUGUAAUUGCCAGACUUGACGUUCAUGGGAGCUCAGAUGUGAGAGGGACGGAUGGGCGAAGGCGGGAGCGUCGUCAGAGGAAUUUACAGGAAGGGGAGGAGGAAGGUCCAAGGCAGCCGUGGUCAGUCCUGGACCCCCUCAACCCCAUGAACGGGAGGGUGGAGAAAGGAAGGCUGUGGAACUUGUAGAUUGAGAAGCUGGCAGGCACUUAUGACAGGAUGGGUAGGGAACGCGUCUUCCAAUUCUUUUAUAUUAUACGCUCCCAGGUGCUCAGUACAGUGCUCUGCACGCAGUAAGGGCUCAAUAAAUACGACUGAUUGUUCGACAGCAGCCGGGGCAAAGAUAGCACCCAGGUAAUCCACCCCUCCCAGUCAGAAUAUCCAUCACUAACCAACUGCCCAUUUGUUCUCUCUCUAGCCUUCCUAGCCUUGGUCUUGCCUGCUUUGGAUGGAACUAAUUUUUAUCACUCUCAGUUUGGAAGGGUGAGAAUUAUGUUGUAGAAACACAAAACUCUAUAGUAAGUUAACCCAUUCACCCACCAUAAACCUUUCAAUUAAAAAAAAACAAACCCUGUUUGCCUUUAAGAAGAAACAUUAGUUACCUUGGUUACAGUGAAAUAGCUACCAAACUACUAGCCAUAAUUUCAUCCUUACUGUUCAGUUGGCAAAAAAAGUCGAUCUUUUUUUAGUUUAAAUGAAUGAACUGUGUUUUCCUGCAGAAAAACUAACCUACUUUUUCAUUUUAGCUCUAUAAAUUGAACUUUUGGCCAUAUGAAAAGCCUUCAGGCUCUUUAACGGUUGACUCCACUCUCCAAAUGUAAACGAACACUGGGGACCGGCAUUAUAAUGCUAUCAUUAAUUGCCUCUGUCACAAGAAAAAUCAAAGUUUUCAGCUCUUAGAGGAAAGGAGGGAGUUUUUGAUGGCUGUAAAGAUAUUCUUUCAUUGCAGUUACUCAGAGACAUUGCUAAGAUCCAAAGGCAUUCAACUGUAUUAGCUCCUUGGACUCUGAAAUUGUGUCUCCUGCAUCCGUUGUACUCUCUCAAGCGUUUGGUACAGUGGUCUGCACACAGUAGGUAUUCGGAAAAUACAGUUGAUUGAUUAGUCCAAUAGAAUGGUGGCCAUAAAGUGGGAUUGCUGAAGGUGAAGGGUGUUAAAGAAAGCCACAUGUCACUCCACAGGACAAAAUUUUUGUGACACACACAGCUCAAGAAAAACUGCAAAAAAAAAAAAAAAAUCUUUUUUUCCCCUAUUUCAGAUAGCUGGUUGGAGAAGAACUUUUUUAAAAAAAUAUUUCUCACUACAGCCCAGUCUCCUUUUUCUUGAUCCUGCAGUGAAGUGUUAACCCCCUACAGUAAACUAAUCUGACGCCAAUAAGAAUUCACCAUUAUUUUUUCAUUGCAAGAUCAAGUAGGAAGCCCUAGGAAGAAGGAAAGCCUUUUUUAAAUAUUUCAAUGUUAGCAAUAUUUUUUAAAACUUUUUAAAUCAAAGAGUGAAAACCCAAGGACUCAUGUUUUAAGAUUGCUUUCCAAGUUUGCCUCGACGUGAAAAGCUUUCUCCGUGAAAUAUGCAUUUUUCUGAAAAAGCUACAUUCCAAUCUGCAACUUCCAAGAUCUGCCAGGACAGCAUCAGGGUUGAAGCCGUAGGUACCCUGAAAACUGCAUUAAAUGGUCAGAGUUCUAGAAAUUGUAUGUAUUUGAAUGUUUAGAAUGACAUCUUCCUUCUGUUUUCCAAGAAGUGCUUUUCAGCGAAAAUAUUUCAAAUAGAAUUGACACAACCCAGGAUUAUUGCUUCCAAUGGUGUUGAUGGCACUUGACACUUAGCCGCACAACAACGCACCUAGCUGUGCACUAUUGCACAACGUACACCGUGUUGUAUCAUUGUUAACUAAUGCAUGUUUCUGCAUAUCACCUUUAUACGUGAUGACAAUAAUUGAAAAUAAAGAUACUAGACACCUUAUGCAUUUUUAGGCCAGAAUUUCAAGAGGUCCAUAAUACAAUGUACGGAAAUGUGAAAGGACAGUUUUGUAUAAUAUUCAUUUGAUGUUACUAACUAAAUCCAUUAAAAAAGAAAACACUUUUUAAACAAAAA